UCCCGGCCCACUAGGCGGCAUGGGGAUGUAAAUGUAUAUAUAUCCCUACUCUGGGGGCUUGAUUCCAACUCUUAGGCUUAUCUUUCUGGACGUCCGUUCCUCCCUUGUACCUGACAACCAGCCGCUUGAUUCAACCAUGUCCCACUCCGGAGCCCAGGGCAGCAUUGGGAGCCACCCAGCCAUGGGACUGCGUGCCCACAAAAUGUACCUGUUUGAGUUUGAGAACUUCCAGGGUCGUAUGAUGGAGUGCAUCACUGAGUGCCGUAACCUGUGUGAGAAGGGCUUUGAGAGGAUCGGCUCCAUCAGGGUGGAGUGUGGACCCUGGGUGGGCUAUGAGCAGCAGAACCUGAGUGGAGAAAUGUUCAUGCUGGAGAAGGGAGAGUACCCCCGCUGGGAUACCUGGAGCAACAGCUACAGGUGUGACCGCUUCAUGUCCGUCAGGCCUGUUCGCAUGGACACCCAGGACCACAAGAUCUGCCUGUUUGAGUGUAAUAACUUUGAGGGCCGUAAGAUGGAGGUGUGUGAUGAGGAUAUCCCCAGUCUGUGGUCCUACGGCUUCCAGGACCGUGUGGCCAGCAUCCAGGUCACUGGUGGAACUUGGGUUGGCUACCAGUACCCCGGUUACCGUGGCUACCAGUACGUGUUCGAGUGCGGUGUCUUCAAGCACUGGAACGAGUGGGGCGCCCACCAUCCCCAGAUCCAGUCCAUCCGUAGAGUGAGGGACAUGCAGACACAUCGCAGAGGCUGCUUUGAGUGGACCAUCUAGAUGGGGCCAGGCAGGCGACGGGUCAUGGGCCAGCAGGACAGAGGGGAAGGGGCCUGGCUUGCCCUGGAGCUAACCAUCCCUGGGUCUGGAGCUCCAUCUUGGAACGCCACACAGCCAACAUAAGCUAACAGCGUACAUCACUGGCUCCACCUCAAUCACUUUUACAAGUAGUAACAUUCAGGGUGUGUGUACUGUGAUGCACAAUCCUUGAAUGAAGACAGUGCCACCUAUUGGGUAAAGGUUGCUACUGCAGUUCACCUGCAGCUGACUUCCACAAUGCCUGAAUAUAAUAAUACUGGUGAAAGUGAUAGCUGUACUCUCUGUUCCAAGACCUGAUGGAAUUAUAGCAUGAGAAGAUUUAUGAUAUUUAUGAUUGGGAUUUUAAUUGGAGAAAGGGAAUUAGUUAACAAAGAUUUUAACAAGUUAUAUAACUUCAUUAGUUUGUGUUCACUAGUUUGUUUCCAUAUCUGCAAACCCAAUUUAUUUUAUACAUCUUAGUUGCUUAUGUGUUUCUUAGCUAUAUACCUAAUGAUGCCGAAUAAGCCUGUUCAUUACAAUGCUCUA
Molecule: messenger RNA, 1330 nt
Organism: Oncorhynchus nerka (sockeye salmon)
Lineage: Eukaryota; Metazoa; Chordata; Actinopteri; Salmoniformes; Salmonidae
Product: beta-crystallin B1-like
Exons: 6
Coding region: 32-766 (244 amino acids)
Biological process (GO): visual perception; lens development in camera-type eye
Molecular function (GO): structural constituent of eye lens
Source: RefSeq, a predicted model, not a curated record